Molecule: messenger RNA, 819 nt
Organism: Lepus europaeus (European hare)
Lineage: Eukaryota; Metazoa; Chordata; Mammalia; Lagomorpha; Leporidae
Gene: CD160
Product: CD160 molecule
Exons: 5
Coding region: 1-771 (256 amino acids)
Biological process (GO): regulation of adaptive immune response
Cellular component (GO): plasma membrane
Molecular function (GO): transmembrane signaling receptor activity
Source: RefSeq, a predicted model, not a curated record
AUGGCCAAGGCGCCCUCGUCAGAGGCCCAACAGAUGAGGCUGCCCAGUCUGGGGGUUCAGAACCCCGCUGAUUUGUACUACCCAGUUUCAGACCCCGGCCAACUGAUCUGCUGCCUGGAACAGGCUGGUGGUGUAGGAGCCCUGGAAGGCUUUGUCGAGUGGCUCCCUCUGUGCUGUCAGGAGCGUGAAGUCAAGGACCUCAGCGGAGCUUCAAGUCCCCGGGGGCGGCUGAUGGCACCUGGCAGAGCCUGCUAUGCCCUGGCCAUCCUGCUGGCAGUGCUGGACACACGGUCUGGUGGAUGCAUACAUAUCACCAGCUCAGCUUCCCAGGAAGGAACUCAACUGAACUUAACCUGUACUCUGUGGCAUACGAAGGAAGAGGCUGAGGGCUGUAUAGUGUUUUUGUGCAAAGACAGGUCUUUGGACUGUUCCCCUGAGACCAGCCUGCAACAGCUGCGACUUAAGCGCCAUCCCGGGAAGGAUGACGGUAGUAAAAUAUCAUCUCAGCUAGUGUUCACCAAAAACCAAGUCGUGCCGUCGGACAAUGGGACCUACCAGUGCUGUGCCAGAUGCCAGAAGCCAGAAAUGACACUGCAGGGCCAUUCUUUGUCUGUUCAGGUGACAGAGACAGGAAACUUCACAGUGACAGGCCCGAAGACCAUUCAACACCCUGCGUUUGGCCACAAUGCGGGUGUUCCCAGGACAGGUUUCCUGCCAGCACAGAUCUGCAUGUUGCUGCUCACCAGCCUGGUGGUCCCUCAAGUUUUGUAAGCCUUGAGUCAAAAAGAAACUUUAAAACAAGCUAGAGCCAAGAUAAAU